This is a messenger RNA of Effrenium voratum, 492 nucleotides long. NCBI's taxonomy places the organism in Eukaryota, Dinophyceae, Suessiales, Symbiodiniaceae. The record is from the annotation of a GenBank genome assembly.
AUGGCAGCGCGCGGCGGGUCAACCCGCAUGAGGGAAUGGUGGUGGCUGGGCUUCGAUCAGAAGUUGCCGAUCAGUCCAGAGCAGUGGAAGCCCUACGACCCAAAUGUGCAGUACCACCUGACGGCAUCCUGGAACGCGAUGCUCAUGGAGGAUCGCCACGAGGGAAUUCUGCUUGACCUCGCUGUAUUCACGGAUCCGCCACAGCCGUACCAGGUCUGGAGAGGCGAUCCGGUGGAGGUGAACAACCAGAAGGAAGAGCUUUGCGGGCACCUGGCCAUCGCCGGCUAUCCCAAGGCUUUGUGGGAGCUGCCCAAACAGAUGCUGCCGGCCAGCCCAGCUUCCAAGCAUGGGAAGGUGAUUGGUGGCUUCUAUCAGGUCCACCAGGAUAGCCUGCAGGACCUGGAGGCCCUGCAUCGCUACCUCAGCGACCCCAACAGCCCUUCCCGGCCCCCGGGACUUCGAAACCCCCGGCGCCGUGGUCAUCUUGAUUGA